AUGGGAGGGAAUGGCGCAUCAAAGUUUGGAAGUUUGAGAGAGGAACAAGCCCGGCUUAUCGACUUCGUGCAAAACAGAACUGCAGUGGUGCAUGUAUACAAGCAUAUGGCUUCACAGGGUCCUAUUGUCCAUGUGUCAGAAGAGGAAGCCAAAUUGCUAGAUACAGAAGCAGGAGUCCUGUCAGUCUUUCCUAACAAGACGGUUCAACUCCACACGACAAGGUCCUGGUCCUUUCUUGAGCAUCAUCAUAAUUUUGGUGAUUCCAUCUCCGCAACAUCCUAUCCCGGUUCCAAUGCCAAUGGAUCUGACAUAAUUAUUUUUGUAAUUGAUUCAGGUAUUUGGCCAGAAUCUAAGAGCUUUGUGGAUGAAGAUAGGGUUGUCUUUACAUUUAGACUUACAUGGAAUGAUGGAGAGGAACUUGUGAAGAAACGAAGGAAUUCCCUGCUUUUAGCUGCAAUAGGUACGUGUAUACUCUUCAUUAUGAAAAUAAUUGGAGCAAGAAACUUUGACAAAAGCAACCAGGAAUGUAGAGAUUUUUUUGGACAUGACAGCCACACCGCAUCAACAGCAGCUGGAGCAGCUGUUGCUGGAGUUUCUUAUUAUGGCUUAGCUGCCGAAACAACCAUUGGUGGUUCACCAAAUUCCAGAAUAGCAGUUUACAAAGCAUGUCAAUCUUUGGGUUGCUCUGAAUCAGCAAUUCUAGCAGCAAUCCAUGAUGGGGUCGAUGUAAUGUCUCUAUCGCCUCGAGAAGCUGAUACAAUAUUUGGAUUGAGCCGGUGGCCAUUGGUGGAUUUCAUGUUGUUGAACAUGUAA
This is a messenger RNA of Daucus carota subsp. sativus, 813 nucleotides long. RefSeq names its product subtilisin-like protease SBT5.1. Gene Ontology annotation, biological process: proteolysis. The record is from RefSeq and is a predicted model, not a curated record. NCBI's taxonomy places the organism in Eukaryota, Viridiplantae, Streptophyta, Magnoliopsida, Apiales, Apiaceae. Bases 1 to 813 code for a protein of 270 amino acids. Gene Ontology annotation, molecular function: serine-type endopeptidase activity. The transcript has 4 exons.